Messenger RNA from Bactrocera neohumeralis, 2725 nucleotides. Its product is annotated as GATA zinc finger domain-containing protein 14-like. The transcript is spliced from 4 exons. Bases 204 to 2441 code for a protein of 745 amino acids. The record is from RefSeq and is a predicted model, not a curated record. NCBI's taxonomy places the organism in Eukaryota, Metazoa, Arthropoda, Insecta, Diptera, Tephritidae.
GAGGCACGCAGAAAUGUUCGGGCAGUUAUUGUGAAAACAAGUGCUUGACAAUAAGUACUAAAUAGUGCACGGAAGUUUUGAUAUUAUUUUGAGAUAUCUGGAAUGAAUUUAACCCUUCCUGAUCAGCCUUUAAGUUUGCCAUAACUUCGAAUUGCUUCAUUAUAAAUUUAGUAUACUAAAUAGGCGCUACGUUGGCGAACAAGAUGCCUACGAUUUAUCAACUCAGCGCGGUCGUUCGGAUACUUAUUCUGCUCGCUCUCUGCGGUCUUAGUAAUGCACAAAUGCUUGACGUUGACGACUUUUGUGAUUUCGCUGGCUACGAUGGCAUAUGUUUGGAAGCUAGCAAGUGUACUGACCUGCAGGCCAAAAUGCAGGCACUGACUUUGGAAAGCCAUCACGUGGGCCGCUGUGGCUUCGGCGUUAGAGAGGAGAUUAUAUGUUGUCCAAAGUGGCAAACACCGGUACAAACUCCACCCAAACUUCCCAACGCGUUUAUAGAUCUCUCCAAACAGCCUGAGUUUGAAUACAAGCCGCCGCUAGAUGGUGCGCUUAGUGAUAGUUCUAUUCUCAGCACUACAAGUACACCUAUAAAUUUUCAACAAAAUGGCAACAAUUUCCAAGAGCACGUACAAGAUGAAGAGGACAGAUUAAAAUUGUUAUUCAAUGGCAACUUUGGUCAAGCUGGAAAUGGGAAUAAUGUGCGGGAAUGGAAAGGCGACUCUGCACCAGCUGUAAAUGAAAAUAAUAACGGCUUCUUCAUUGCAAAUCCAGUACCGAAUGUACAGGAUAACCAAAAUUUAAAUGGCAACCCUGUUGUCGAAGAAAAUGAAAGAUUUAAUGCCAUAUUCGGGAACGGAAAUGAUAAUAGCCCAGAUGAAAAGAAGGCCAAUUCUUUUCCGGUUGUAAAUGAAAAUAAUAACGGAUUCUUCAUUGCAAAUCCAGUGGCGAAUGUACAGGGUAACCAGUUAAAUGGUUACCCUGUUAUCGAUGAAAAUGAUAGAUUAAAUGCCAUAUUCGGUGAUAACUCUGCACAGAAUGGAAAUGAAAAUAGUCAAGACGAAAAGAAGGUCAAUUCAUUUCCGGUUGUAAAUGAAAAUAGUAACGGCUUCUUCAUUGCAAAUCCAGUACCGAAUGUACAGGAUAACCAAAAUUUAAAUGGCAACCCUGCUGUCGAUGAAAAUGAAAGAAUGAAUGCUAUAUUCGGCAAUAACCACGAGCAGAUCGGAAAUGAUAAUAGUCAAGAUGAAAAGAAAGCCAAUUCUUUUCCGGUUGUAAAUGAAAAUAACAACGGAUUCUUCAGUGGAAAUCCAGUGGCGAAUGUACAGGAUAACCAAAAUUUUAAUGGCAACCCUGUUGUCGAUGAAAAUGAAAGAAUAAAUGCCAUAUUCAGUGUUAACCCUGAACAGAUCGGAAAUGAUAAUAGUCAAGAUGAAAAGAAGGUGAAUUCUUUUCCGGUUGUAAAUGAAAAUAAUAACGGAUUUUUCAUUGCAAAUCCACUGCCAAACGUACAGGAUAACCAGUUAAAUGGUUACCCUGUUAUCGAUGAAAAUGAUAGAUUAAAUGCCAUAUUCGGUGAUAACUCUGCACAGAAUGGAAAUGAAAAUAGUCAAGAUGAAAAGAAGGUCAAUUCAUUUCCGGUUGUGAAUGAAAAUAAUAACAGAUUCUUGAUUGCAAAUCCAGUGGCGAAUCUACAGAACAACCAAAAUUUAAAUGGCAACCCUGCUGUCGAUGAAAAUGAAAGAAUGAAUGCUAUAUUCGGCAAUAAUCUUGAACAUAACAGAAAUGAUGAAAGUAAAGAGGAAACUAAAACAAAUCCUGUACCGUUCGUAAAUGGAAAUAAUAACGGAUUCUUCAGUGCAACUCCAGUGCCGAAUGUACAAGGCAAUGGAGAAUUUAUUGGUAACCCGGUGGUCGAUGCAAAUGAAAGUGUGAAAGCUGUAUUCGAUAAUAACCCUGUACAUGUAGGAAGUGAUAAUAGUAAGGACGAAGGGAAGGUAAACCCUCUUUUGUUAGUAAAUGGAAAUAAUAACGGUAUUUUCAAUCAAAAUCCAAUACCGAAUGUAGAGGGCAACCAAAAGUUAAAUGGUAACCCUGUUAUUGAUGAAAAUGAAAGAUUUAAUGCUUUAUUCAACCCUCUGCCGAUUGAUGAUGAUAGGGUUAGGCCCAGCGGUGUAAUUGAUCAAGAUUCUGCUGAAAAUUUAAAAGCUAAAAUUAAUGCUAUUUUCGGUGGUAAUCGUGAACAGGUCGGUAAUGCUAAUGACAACGAGGAGAGCAAGGGAAAUCCAGUUCCGGUUAUAAAUGGAAAUAAUAACGCGAUUUUCAAUCAAAAUCCAAUAUCGAGUGUACAGAACAAUCAAAAGUUAAACGGUAACCCUUUUUCGACGAGAAUGAAAGAUUUAAAGCGCUAUUCAAUGGCAACCCUGGUAAAAGUGGAAGUGUAAGUAGUAUUGGGAAAUGGAAAGGAAAUAUUGUUCCAGUUAUUGCCGAAAACAAUAAUGGCUUAUUCAAUGAAAAUCCAGUGUCGAAUAUACAGGCUAAUCAAAAGGCAAAUGGUAAUCCUUUUUUCGAUGAAAAUGAAAGAUUUAAUGCUAUAUUUAAUGGCAAUCCCAUCCCGAAGGAAAACCAUAUAGGUGGACUAAAUGGUGUAAUUAGUCAAAAUCCUGCUAUUUUCGGCGGUAAAUCUGUACAGCUUGAAGAUACAAACAACAGUGGGGAAUUGCAUGGA